CAAAUAAUCGAUCAAAACUGUUUCUGUUUUUGCCCGAAGCAGUAGUGAGUUUUCAUCCAGUGAUGUAGAGCGUUUUAUCUUUUUGCUUCAUUGAUUGACUACAGUACAUUUAACCUAUUAACCCUACUUGCUGUUUUGUGUUUUUAUUUUUUACCUGGAAAUUGACCAAUUUAUAAUUAAUUGGAGUUAAAAUCAUCAUGGCAGUUGAACCAGACGAUGCUAAGUUCAUCAGUAAACUAGACGAAACGAGUAAACAAAAGGCUAAAGAAGAACUAAACGAGAGAAAUGACAAAGACAGGGAAUUGGCAGUACAAACAUUACGGCAGUGGAUACUGGAACAGGACUGGUUAAAGACACCGACAGACUUUCAGUUCCUGCUGAGAUUUCUACGGGCUAGAAAGUACAGUCAGCUGGGUGCACGAGAAACGCUGGAAAAUUACUGGACUGUGAGGACGAAAUUUCCAGACUGGUGCAAGAACGUUGAUCCCGGAGAAGAGGUUUUGCAAGAAAUUAUCAAGUCAGGGAUUAUUGUGUGUCCUAAACGCUAUGACAACGAAGGGCGUCGAGUUUUGAUCGACAGAACUGCACACAUUGACGUUGACGAAGCAAACCAAAAAUGGGGACUGAAGAAUGUGUUUAGGGCGUUGGUACUUGUUUCCGACUGGUAUUGUUUAGACGAAAAUGUGCAAGUGAAUGGCAUGCAAGUACUGUUUGAUGCUAGUGAUAUAACACUAAACACUGCGACUACGAUAUUUACUGGAGAAAACGGCAAAAAUCUCAUAAAAUAUUAUCAGCGUUCACAACCAGUUCGGGUGAAGAGACUCAAUUUAUACAAACAACCUUCUUUCUUUGAUACAAUAUUUGCCAUAAUUAAACCUCUGAUGUCAGAGAAAAUGAGAAAUAGAGUUAAACUCCAUGGUAACAGUAUGGUGAGUGUGUACAAAGAUAUAGACAGAUCUGUACUUCCAACUGAAUAUCUACCAGAUGAUUACACCGGACCUAGUGCUGGGCCUCUAAAAGGUAUUAUAGAUGAGAUGUUAGAAGACAUGAUGGUACCAGAAUUCCGAAGCUACAUACGGAACUUGUCCAGCGAAAAACAUCGUGUAGAUUUUUUUAAAAGAAAACGGGACGAUCAGCCAGCAGAAUCUUUUAGGAAACUUCAUGCGGAGUAAUACUAGUAUCUGUGCAAAGGAAAGUUACAUAUCAUUCAAUGCAUUAUUGUCUUGGUAUUUAAUUCGGGGAAUAGUCUUACUGUAUUAAUUGCUUGAAAACAAACAAUAUCUAUUUAUAAGCAGGUGAAUGUUUUAUAACAUGUAAAGGAUUUUGUAGCUGGUAAUGUAAGUUUUUUUUGUCGCCCUUUUUUUUCUAAAAAAGUUAUUCUUGUGUUUCUAGUGAGUAUACUAUACCUAUCUCUAUGUCGUGGAUAGAUAAAUUUUGUUUAAAAAAUGAUUUAAAUUCUAUAUGCAGUUGUUUGUUAGGAAGAAUCAUUCUAAUAGAGCAACAGGACAUUUCACAUGUUGAGUUCUUUGUUCCUUCUUAUUUCUAUGUGGACAAUGAAUUCAAUAAAAUUUCUACUUUA
Mercenaria mercenaria is the source of this 1579-nucleotide messenger RNA. Its product is annotated as alpha-tocopherol transfer protein-like. Gene Ontology annotation, molecular function: phosphatidylinositol bisphosphate binding. The record is from RefSeq and is a predicted model, not a curated record. NCBI's taxonomy places the organism in Eukaryota, Metazoa, Mollusca, Bivalvia, Venerida, Veneridae. Gene Ontology annotation, cellular component: membrane. The coding region runs from base 198 to 1172 and encodes 324 amino acids. The transcript has 8 exons.